This is a messenger RNA of Exophiala bonariae, 1026 nucleotides long. RefSeq lists its product as uncharacterized. The transcript has 2 exons. The coding region runs from base 1 to 1026 and encodes 341 amino acids. Lineage: Eukaryota; Fungi; Ascomycota; Eurotiomycetes; Chaetothyriales; Herpotrichiellaceae. The record is from RefSeq and is a predicted model, not a curated record.
AUGGAUGCUAUUGGACCUAGAACAAUUCGGUCAUUGGAAAACCCGACUCCAGAACAGGCUGGAGCACAAGUAAAUCCUCAAGGAAGUGGGCAACAGGGGACAGGAGACCCGGGGAACGGUGUUGCCAGCGACAAUACACCCAGAACUGUCCCCUCACCAUCUUCAGUAGCUCGUGUCGCCGGUCAGGCUGGCGACGCUGCAGAACAGCACCCAGAUGGCAACGCUCAGGGGUCUCAGGAUGGAGGCCAGGAUACCAGGCAUGCGCAGCGUCAUCCAUUGAAUGAUACCAACGAUGCGGGGGCCUCUGCUCAAGCGUCCGGCGGAAACCAAACAAACCCCCCUCCGACCACUGCUAGUAGACAUGCGCAGUUCGAAACAAUUGUUGGCCGAGGCGGAUACGAAAACCUGAACUAUAGAAUUCGAAAGGCGCAUAAAUGGCAUACAUAUCAAUAUUGGUUUGUCGCGAUCACAUCGAACUCGCUCCUAUUCCUCCAGGUGCUUAUCGCUGCAUCUUUGACCGCCCUGGGAGCCUUCAACGACAGAAGGGCAAGGACAGCCACCAUCUUUCUCGGUGCCACGAACACGAUCAUCGCCGCCCUCCUGACGUAUUUCAAAACCCGCAAUCAACCCAAUCGAGCUCGACAGUUGCGCAACGAUCUGGGUCGUGUGGUUGAUCAGCUAGACGACGCUGAAGCCAAUCUACGGUCGGCUGACGCGCCGGAUGAUGUUCGUGGUGCGAUCAAAGGAAUCAGAGAUUCGUACCGACAGGCCCGAGCGGAUGCUGAAGCCAAUUAUCCUGAUCUAUGGGUUAGAGCCGGAGACGUGAGAAACCCGUUUGACCCGGAUCGAAAGGACAACCCAUCUGCAUCGACAACAUUAACACUACCAGGACAAUCAGGACAACAGGGACAACAGGGACAAUCAGGACAAUCAGGACAGCCAGGACUCCCAGUUCGAACUGAUGCUUCCAUGUCUGGAGCUCGCAAUGACCCACAAGCCUCCAGCAAUGCAAGGUCUGGUCCGUAG